AUGAUGAGUGACGACGAUCGUGAUAUUGAUAUCGAAAGUGAUGCUGAAAAUGACUCGGAUUCUCGUACACAUGCUAGAAAUAGUGUCAGUGGAAGCGGCUAUUACUCUCAGGCAGAGAAAAGGGCACACCACAAUGCACUAGAAAGGAAAAGAAGGGAUCACAUAAAGGACAGUUUUACCUCACUACGAGAAGCAGUACCUGCACUACAAAAUGAGAAAGUGAGUUCUACGAAAUUGCAGGCGAGUCGAGCCCAAAUACUUAAGAAAGCAGCUGAAUAUAUACAAUUUAUGAGAAGAAAAAAUAACUCUCAUCAACAGGAUAUUGAAGAUCUGAGAAGACAAAAUAUGUUACUUGAGUCACAAAUACGAGCGUUGGAGAAAGCCCGAACUACAGGUAAUUAUGUGGAUGCCCAUGAACUAGGACUCGGCAUUAAAUCUGAGGGAGAUUCACACGAUUCAGACAGUUCAGAUGGUGAGGGAACUACACGACGCGUCAAGAAACUCAAGAUUAACGGAGUCAUGUCUAGCAAUUAA
This is a messenger RNA of Arctia plantaginis, 534 nucleotides long. Lineage: Eukaryota; Metazoa; Arthropoda; Insecta; Lepidoptera; Erebidae. The record is from the annotation of a GenBank genome assembly.